GAAACUACGCUCAGCGAUUCUGAAUGAAAAUACAGUAGGAGCACCCCUUAAUUAUUUUCUUAUGACUAGAGGGAGGUAGGAAAAACCAGGGUGGGCAGAAGGUUAGCCUCUCCUUCAAUCCUGAGCGGCCCUCUCAUAUUUCGUUACGUUGGUUUUACACAAUUUAGUCUCCCGCCUAGUCGACAGCUGGUUACGUGCACUUUCACUUAGACCAAAAAAGUAUCUAUUCACAACAAGAUAGCAUUAGCAUUCCCGACAUUUUCCAAAAUUCGCGAAGGUUUCAAAAUGAACAAGAUAAAAUCGUACUUGCAUAGGGUCAUACAGUCUCAAAUGAUAUAACAUUAGAAGUUUCCUGUUUAAGGGAUCUCUUUAUUAAAUUUAGUAACUUAUGAAAUUUCUUAACUUUUUCCGUUUUCCCGCUCGCAUAAAAAUUAAGAACAUUGUAAGUGCCUUAUUCUAUUUCUGUUGAAGCUUCUUUGUCCUCCAUCUGUACCCACCUGUUACCACCGUCGAUCUCCUUACACUUUGUCAGCAAAUACUUUCCGUGAUACGUGCCGUGUGUUUCGCAUUUGCUGUUGUGUACUCAAUUUUAAUUGUUGUUAGAAAAUACUACUGCGUUGGUACUAUUUCAUAACUUUGUUGCAAAUCGACAACUGCAAGAUGGAUUGGAUGGCAUCAACUGGAGGCGCCCCAUCUAUGGUUCUUAUUCCGUUGGGGAUACGUUACAACAGUCAAUAUUACAUCAGUACCCAUUGUUUGUCUUAUCUAGAUGACCUCGUUGUGCAGUUAAAAGGUGAUGACAAAAAAACUCAUUUACGACGACGUGGCCUUAGCUACGUGGAUUUUAUUAAUACGGAUCUAAAGCCAAUUUUGAUUUGGAGUUCUGAAAAUGAUGAACCCAAGAUCUUUCGGUCAGCAGUCAGGUUAUUUGCUGAAAUAUCGACACCCAUCGAGUGUCUUGUUUUCGAAGAUACAAUCAACCAUGCAAACGGAAAAUCACCAAACGUCAUUUACGAAUUGACUCAGUUAUUGUAUAAGUCCAAAGAAGCCUUUCUCGAUUUGAGUUUUAUUCAAGCUCUUUUGCAUCAUCUCGAGCUUCUUUUGGAAGAACAAAUAUUAUCAUCCGAAGAAACAAUAUUUAUUACAUUUGCAUUGGUACUGUUUCGAAAUGUAUUACACGCUCCCGAGCGCCCACCUGGGGCACAACAAGAUCAACUAGUAUGCAACCUCUUUUCGCAUAAAUUUGACGGGUACCUAUUAAAAUUACUGGCUUGUCCACAAAGGGAAGAAUGGGCAGCAGUGAUCACGCAGAUUAUUUCCGUUAUUUUUAAAGACCAACCGGUAGAGAACAUACAGAACAGAUUGCGAAUGCGAAUGGAGACCAUAACCUCAGGAUCGGAGAAUUAUGAUGAAAGCAACAACUCCUCUGAUAAGGUUGGCGAAAAUAGUACGCCAAACGACGUAUCAAAAUUUUUGGAUCAAUUUGUGGUUGAUUUUAUGUUAGACGGUUACAACGUAGUUGUAGGCAUUCUUCAUCAGCAGUUACUUAGGGACACAAAUCUUCCAUUGGGCAAACCCCAAUUUUUUUGGCUCAUCGCCUAUUUUUUAGGUUUUGCUUCAAUCCUCAAGUCUGCCUUUGAAAGCAUAAAGAACGUGCUGAAUAUUGAUAUUUUGUGUCACCUAACAUGGGAGACUGUAUGUGAAAUAGGAAGAUUGGACAAAAACACAUUGCAACGUUCAAUGGAUGCGAAUCCGCGUCGGAUACAUCGAUGUGUUAGAGCCAUCCGCGAAUAUUUACAAGCAUUUCAGGUGUAUGCUCGUCUCGACAAUAACACACGAGUAAACAUAAGUGGACCUGGGUCUUUUCACGAAUAUCAACGGUGGUCUUAUCUUCCCGCAAUGAGAGAUCUCCGUCAACUGUUCGUGCUCCUGCUGCGUCAGUUCAAUCCAAAGUUUCACUGUAGACGUCUUCUGUGUGACAUCAUCACAGGAAAUCACCUUCUGAUGACUACACUUAAGCAACAAGCCGAUGAGUUCUCCGCUUGCGGUCCAUGUUUUGAUAUGACUGAGCAUCUGAGCCAAUUUCGAACAAAAACAAUUUUGGCUCGAUAUGGAAGCGCACUAUCAGAUUUUAGGACGAAUGGGCCUAUCGUCAACGACUCUAUUUUUACAAUUUUUCUUCAUGUUAAAAAUGAUCUAGGCAGAACUGAUCUUUUAUUAGAUCCUGUUAUUUUGCGCCCAUUCGUCAAAAUUUGGGAGGAGGAAUUCUGCAUUUGCGACGGUUGGCACACUCUGAUAGAAUGUGUUUUGCAGACAUUUUGGAAUAACCAUCAGAGUGGCAAUUACAGUAUGGAGCCUUUUCCCUGGAAUACAACGACUGAUGGAUUGGCCGAUGAAGAGAACUUGACUCUGACGAAAGCCAAACAUACUCCUGACAAUUUUAAUCCUUCAUUUAACGUACUUCAUACUGAUACGCAGGCUGUUGUUGAUAAGCUGAAAAAUUCAGGAUUCCAGAAACAGCUUCUUUGGAUUCAAUCGUCUUUAUUGGCUGCCUGCUCAGCACGUUUGGGUACUUAUGUCGGCCAAGAAUUUCGCAACCCUAUUGCUAGUCUUAGUCUCAGAACUAAUACGUCGUGUCCAAUAAUUCCGUGGACGGAAGAAGAAUCUUCUGCCCUAAAUUCGGAUCUAUUUCACUUCCUUAUGUUUCAAAUUGGUCUUAUUCCACCCGCUUCUUGCGAUUCCGUCUAUCCUUGCAUCCCUCGUGAGUGGUCGCCUGACACCGUCUAUAAAGUCGCUCUCGUUUUCGGAAAUGUUGAUCAACAAAAUAUCGAUUUCGACCUCACUUGCGUCUGCAAGUCUCAACUUAAAAAUCGUGUUGCUAGUUCUCUCCUUUAUAUUUCAACAGAUGGUUCCCAUCAUCAACACAUACUUCAAAUAAGUGCGGAACAGUAUCAAAAACAAGAUGAAAUACUUGCUUCUUUGCCAGAUGUUCCCUGUAAUGUCUGGGAGUGGAUAGGGAAAUCAGAACUUGGAGAAAUCUGGACACCGGAAAUUGAAGACGCUGCUAUUAGUGAUAUGGCCAAUGGUGUGAAUGCGUUGGGAUUUUUUAACGAGUUCUCUUCGAGGGAAGACGAAGAAGUCCUGGAUGAUCUGGAAUGACAUAAGAAGAUUGCGGUUCCUGUUCAGUGAUAUGUAUCUUGUUGAAUUCAGUCCCAGCAAUUUCCUAAUAACUUUUCCCAUCCGCAUAAAAAUUAAGAACAUUGUCAGCGCGUUAUUUCUAUUUCUAUUAAAGCUACCUUGGCCUCUAUCGGAACCCACCUCUUGCCACUUUUGGUCUCCUUAAUUUUUUUUUUUUAAAUUCCCUCAUUGGCUUCUAAGAGGGUCCUGA
Daphnia pulicaria is the source of this 3388-nucleotide messenger RNA. RefSeq names its product protein timeless-like. Gene Ontology annotation, molecular function: DNA binding. Gene Ontology annotation, biological process: DNA replication checkpoint signaling; replication fork arrest; DNA repair. Lineage: Eukaryota; Metazoa; Arthropoda; Branchiopoda; Diplostraca; Daphniidae. The record is from RefSeq and is a predicted model, not a curated record. Gene Ontology annotation, cellular component: replication fork protection complex. The coding region runs from base 661 to 3159 and encodes 832 amino acids. The transcript is spliced from 14 exons.